AUGGAAUUUCGAGAAAAUUUAUCUCAAGGGGCCUGCAAGCUCAGCGCCGAUGGCGCGGCAAGACGAGGCGUGGUGGCGCGGGGCGGGGCGGGGCGGAGCGGAGCGCAGGGUCGGUGCGCGAGAGCGGGAGCAGAGGAGUGGUCGAACAGAGGGGCAAGGCGAGCGACCAAGCCGCCCGCCAACGCCGCGACGGCCGCGUCGCAUAGCAACUCAGUCAUGCAGCCGCCUUCAGCCGCACGGACGCUCGUCGCGGCGGCGGCCGCCUUCGCGGCAUUGCUGGCCACCGGGGGCCCCGCCCCCGUCGCCGCCUUCGGCCUCGACGACGCCGGCGACGUCCUGCAACUGGGCCGCGAAAUCAUCAAGAGCGUGUUCAGCGCGUGGAAGAUCGUAGACGAGACGAGCGGCAGCGACGGAGAGAGCCCUUCCUUGUUCCACAAGAACGAGCGGCGCCUGCUUGGGCGAAUCGUACAGGUACGGAAUGCGCCGCGCUAG
Messenger RNA from Gryllus bimaculatus (two-spotted cricket), 492 nucleotides. The record is from the annotation of a GenBank genome assembly. Lineage: Eukaryota; Metazoa; Arthropoda; Insecta; Orthoptera; Gryllidae.